ACUUUUAUCUAAACGUUCCAGGCCUGGUCAAAAAUUAAAAUUUUGGUUGUGAAAAUUUCGGGCAAGAUGCUGUUUUUGGGAUAAAACGGCAACUUAAAGACGGCUUUCAGAGCGGAUCGAGUAGAAGAAAGUUGCUAUUAUAAGUUUUACACAAGGUUCCGACGGAUUUCGAGGAGUUCGAGCAACUGGCUGUCGAAAGACCAAGGCACUUCAAGUGACCCUGUCCCACCAAGAUGAAGACGGCGAUUGGUGUGGACCUGGUGGGUUCUAUGGAGCAUGGGGCUGGAGCUGCUUUGUUGGCGGAUAUCAGCUGCCCAUUGCAAGCCACCAGGGACAUCCUGUUCAGAUGCUGUUCCUGCACCCAUGUUACCGCAGAUCAACGAGAAAUUAUCAGCCACCUGGUUGCCCACGGUGCCAUACAAAGUCCCCAGAUCCUUGAGAACUGGUACAGCCGGAAUGAGUACGCUCAAAGUCACUUGCACGAUAAACCUUACGAAUGCAAGGUGUGUCCCCCAGCUUUUCCUAGAGCUAGCACGUUGAGCAGUCACAAUCGAACACACAUAGGUGAAAAGCAUUACCAGUGCAAGCUGUGCCCACGAGCUUUUAGUACAGCUAGAAUGCUGACCUCUCACAAUCGAAUGCACACCGGUGAAAAGCCUUUCAAGUGCAAGAUGUGCCCACAAGUCUUUGCUAGAGCUAGUGGGCUGGCCUCUCACAAUCGAACACACACAGGUGAAAAGCCCUUUAAGUGCAAGCACUGUCUCAAAGCCUUUGCUCAGAAUUGGGAUCUGACCAUCCACAAUCGAACACAUACGGGUGAAAAGCCUUACACAUGCAAGGUCUGCCCCCAAGCCUUUGCUACAAGUUUCAAUCUUACUGUCCACUAUCGAACACACACGGGUGAAACGCCUUACCAAUGCAAGCUGUGCUCCCGAAGCUUUGCUCGGAAACAUGAUUUGACCAAACACAUUCGAUUGCAUACGGGUGAAAAACCUUACAAGUGCAAGCUAUGCCCUAAAGCUUUUGCGGUGAAUGCCUAUCUUAUUGUCCACAAUCGAACACAUGCAGGUGAAAAGCCCUACACAUGCAAGGACUGUCUCAAAGCUUUUGCUACGAAAGGCAGACUGACUGCCCAUAAUGUGAUACAUACAGGUGAAAAGCCUCACAAAUGCAAGCUGUGCUCCCAGAGCUUUGCUCGUAAAUGUGAUCUGACCAGACACAACAAAAUGCAUAACAGUUGAAAAACGAGUCUUCAACAGCUCUGUGCCAACAUAAAAAGAUGAUGAACCUAAGGACAUUCAAAUAAAGAUGGACAGGGAAUGGGUCGUUCCAAUGCCAGCACUGUUCAAGAGGGUUCAGUCAGAGUUGUUCUCUAUUAAGUCACAUCUAGAUUGCACUCUCUAUGUCGUUGCAGAAAGGUAUUCGAGUGGGAGGAUAACUCUUAACAGUUGCACCUCCCAGCAGAUGUAGAAACAGGUUAUGUAAUGCAGUGCACAGUCAAAGGCUGCUAAAUCUUGGUGUUCUACAUCUGAAUACAGAAGGAGCCACAGCCUGAUUGUGUUCUAAGGCACAUUGCAAUCCUGCUUGAGGUAUUGUUUCGUAAGUGGCUGAAUAUUUUUGUAAAAAUGUUUUAUGAUUUCUUUUUCUUGACUCAAUUCUUCUGUAGAUGAAACCUUGCAACUAUAAUAAAUGUUGCACCAAA
Ixodes scapularis (black-legged tick) is the source of this 1702-nucleotide messenger RNA. Its product is annotated as gastrula zinc finger protein XlCGF17.1. Lineage: Eukaryota; Metazoa; Arthropoda; Arachnida; Ixodida; Ixodidae. Gene Ontology annotation, biological process: regulation of transcription by RNA polymerase II. The record is from RefSeq and is a predicted model, not a curated record. Gene Ontology annotation, molecular function: DNA-binding transcription factor activity, RNA polymerase II-specific; RNA polymerase II cis-regulatory region sequence-specific DNA binding. The transcript is spliced from 3 exons. Gene Ontology annotation, cellular component: nucleus. Bases 234 to 1241 code for a protein of 335 amino acids.